Messenger RNA from Candidozyma duobushaemuli, 3945 nucleotides. RefSeq lists its product as uncharacterized. Lineage: Eukaryota; Fungi; Ascomycota; Pichiomycetes; Serinales; Metschnikowiaceae. The coding region runs from base 1 to 3945 and encodes 1314 amino acids. The record is from RefSeq and is a predicted model, not a curated record. The transcript is spliced from 2 exons.
AUGCUCAAGAGUUCCAUUCGAAGAUCUGGUGCUAGAGCGUUACGUGCACAAGGUUUCCGACCUUUUGCCACCAAGCUUUCCGGUCUCCAUUGCGCCCGGACCGCGUACCCGUAUCUUUCAGCAUCUCCGAACCACGGAUAUGCCACCUUCUCCAGCGGAACUGAAGACUUUGAGAUCGAUUUGAUCACUUUACGUCGAAAGUCGGCUCCGGAAAACCCCCUGGUGCCUCCAUUCCCAACCGUUUUGGAUCAAAACUCUCCAAUUAACGGAAAGUAUGACCCUCAAGUGGUAGAUAAGAUAUUGAGCAAGAAGGGUGGUCGGGCUGAGGAUACCAGUGGAACUCCCGCUACAUGGGCGUUUGUGGCGCAGUACCAUAAGGAAUUGGAAAUCCUUGAGUCGUUUAUCAGGCUCUCCUAUGCCAACACCAUCCCUGACAUCUCCACCCUCACAUCUGUGGAGAUCUCCAAUGUGCUCUACAUCUUCCGUGGCUUGUACCGCAAGGGCCAUUUGGAACUUGCUGCAGGCGCCAAUGUCCGGACCUUGGAUGAAAUGGUUGACGAGUUCUUAUCAUUGCUUUCAGAUGCCCCUUCUACUUCCCGGAGUUUGACUACCUCCGUGCACUCCCUCUUGAAGAACCCUCCAAAAGAAUCAGUGCAAACGGCUUUGUGGAGUAGCGGCAUUGGCAAUUUCCUUCCGGAAUUGAGUGUUUUGACGAAAGAGUACGAUUUCAAUACGCUUGCUUCGGUGCAGCCUAUAGUCGACAAGAUUGGCGUCUUGGUUACCGAGUUCUCCCGUUUUCUAGAGGUCAACGGAGCGGCUCAUAACUACGAUGCUGAUUUCUUCCGUGUCUUGAUCUACGUUUCUCGCUACAAACACUUGAAGCUGAUUUUGUUGGAUCUUUCGAAGAAGGACGUGUCUCCUAAAGCAUUGCUCAAGCUUGCGAAGAACCCAAGAAGCGCUGAUCUCCAGGAAGCUAUCAGAGCUGGUAGUGCUGAAGUCGAGAAGCUCAGCGAUUUGAUAAGCAACUCAAGCAGAAACAUCUUGAACAUUGUGUUUGCUAAUGUGGGACUCCGCGAGACAGACUUUACUUUUGCAGCCGUUUCUGCCGAGACCGAGAAAAGCGUCUACACCUCCACUGAAAAGGCACUUUUGGAAAGCUUUAUUGAAACGUACUUGCCCUUAGUAUGCGGGGGCGUACUUACAAUUGACGCAUUUAAGGACCCCAAGUUCGAGAAGACUCUUAUCACGAAAGACGCCAGCCCUGUUACGACUUACUUAGUGCUGCAAAACUUUUUCGAAAAUUACGACUUUUCCCUUGCCACAAUCUUGGGUAUCACUUCUAACUUCCAUAUCAUUCGUGCUGUGGCGCCUCAGUUUGAGCUGCUCAGAGCCGUCUCUUUGGAACAAUUGACGGAUGCGAUUGAUAAAUUGGCAGAGAAAUCAAGCCCAUUGAUCUUGGAGGAUGCUGCUAAGGUCCAUGAAGCUCUUGUGUCCUUCACUCGACUUUCUAACACAGGCUUUAUAAUCUUCGAAAAGCUUUUGCUGAACCCACAGUGGAUUGUUGCAUGGCAGCGUCAUGUCCUUUUCACAGGAACUUCCUACCCAGACGAAUCUUUAACCGUUGUUAAUCUUAAGGGCGAAAUUGCAGCUCUCGAAGAAAUCAAGCCAAAGGUCGUCAGCAUUGAUGUCAUGCAGAUCCUGGGCAAAUGUCUCAGUGACUUCAAGAAAGAGCUUGCAGACUUCAAGCAAAAGGACUUGCGGAACUUCAAGUAUGCUGACAUUGGCUUCCCGAAGCUUUUGAAGUACAUCAAUAGCGCCAUAGCUCAUGCUAUCUCUAGAAAUGAGCAUUCUGCUGGCUCUGCUGUGACGUUAAAAAACGCUGGAUUGUAUGGUCAGCUUAAUGAGCUCUUGGCCGCUAAUAUCGAGCCUAAUAAUGCAAAGACCGAUUUCUUAGACGAACUUGCAGAAGGUUCAGCUGCACCUGCUGAGAAGGGCUACCAACAGAUCCCUGAAGAGCUCAAGAUCCACAGCUUCGUGAAGGAACUCGAGAUCUUGAGGAAUGAUGAACUCAAAAAGUCAUUCAAAAACAGCACUCCAGAUGAGAUUGUCGGUUUGGUUGACCGUAGGUGUACUGAAUUCUCGCAGAACCUCGAGAAUCUGAACCCAGCAUCUAGAAUGUCUAAAUCCAACUGGGCUGUUUUCAUGAAGAUGGGUGGUCGCUUGAAGAGACUAUUUGCUAUCAACAAUGGCAACACUGAGAUCUUGGAUGCGGUGAUCAACUCUCAAUCUGCAUUGGACAAGCUUGAAGCUAAGCUUGCCGAAAAGAAAGCCCAGCAGGAUGCUGAGAAAGCGGCCACUUCAGAGAACACUUUAUACGCACCUGGUCCUUACGUUCAAAUCCCAGAGAAGUUAGGCUUGCAUGAUUUUGUUGAGCACCUUUCAUUAUUCAGAGAUGAGCUUCAGAAGCCCUAUAAAGAUGCUUCUGCCACUGAAGUGCUCGACUUGAUGGAAAGGAGGACCAAGGAGGUCUACAAUGGAGCUAAUUUGGCCUCGCUGAAAAUCAACACAGACAACUUGGUCUCGUUCAUCAAGCUCCACGCCAAAUUGAAGAAACUUUUGGCAUGGAAUGGUGGAAACACUGCAAUCUUGGACACCAUUAUCUAUUCACAAAAAGUUUUUGACAACUUCGAAGCUAAAAUAACUUCGAAGUCUAAACCUGCCACCAAAUUGUCCAGUGUCGAGGUUUCGUCAUACAAGCAGAUUCCAGAUGAUGUCUUGCUUGAAGAGUACGCAGAGGAGCUUGAGCAAUUGAAAGCUAAUCUCGGUUCCAAUUUUGGCGAUCAUACGGCCUAUCAAGUGCACAGAGAGUUGGACAAGAUGGUGAACUCCGAAGAAGACCCUGAAAGACGCUUGACCCUUGGAAAACUCCAAAGAAACAUCAGGAUGCUCUUGAAACACAAUGGCGGCCUGACUUUUGCUUUGGAUACGGUCUUGAUCAGCAGAAAGGUGUUUGACAACAUGAAGAACAAGAUUGCUUCUGCAGAAGCCACUGGAAACAAGUUCAUCAUGUCUGAUUUUCUCGAGAAGACAACCUCGUCCAAGCCAAAGAAAACCAUCAAGUACAAUGAUGCAAAUGAGGUUUUGGCUUUGCUCAACAGCAACACUUCUGCAGCUGAUGUUGGUGUGGACAAUCCCAAGGUUGAGGCGUCUAUCCGUGACGCCCUUGCCUCAGCUAUGAGUCAAGAGGAAAGUAACUUGAAGAAAGAAAACCCUGAGGAAUACGCUGCUAUCAACUCUUUGACGGCCCAAAAGAUCAGAGAUACUUACACCAACAAGUCCAAGUCGACGAAGCCCAUCGAUAAGGAAUCAUUGGAAAAUUUCCUCAAGUCGUCAAAGGAAGCCAAGGACAUCAACGAGGAGAACAAGUUCCGUGAACAAAAUGCCUACGAGUGGAGCAAAAGCAAGUGCCUGAGCAACCGUACCUUGGAGUCUAAAAACUUCUUUAACCCCAUGCAAAACGCAAAGGGCGUUGCCAUGGAAUACCUUGUGGUAACGCCCACGGGCGACACAAUCUAUUCUCGCGAGAAUCCUCUUGGAGCGAAACAUGUUCCUGAAGAGAUGGUCACUGUCUUGAAUAGAGUUUCCCCAUCCGUGCUUGAGAAGGUGUCCAAGAGGAUCAACAAGCUUCAGAAGAAGAACUGGAGAGUGAUUGGUGGAGGCGACAAUGACCGUCUCGUUGUUGUGAGCAGGCCAUUAGCAGCCAAGGGUGCCAAGGUGUGGAAAUUGAUCCGUACCAUCUUCACCACCACCGGUAUGGUGUUCGUCGUUAUGUUGGGCCUCCAUGUCUGGUUAGACGACGUUGAGCAUGGUACAUCACCCCAGUUGGCGUUCCCACCGAGCGAGAACAUCGGAGUGAUGGAACAGUCUGACGUUGACGACCGGUAA